AUGUCUCCUGUCGCGCUUAAUCAGACCAAUCCAGCUGUGAAAACCCUUCCAGCAGCUACGAAGACCAUGCCAACGGUCUCUCGAGAAGUGCUUACCAGGCCGAACUUGGCUCUGUGGGUGACCAAGGAUCACAAGAUCUACCAGAAGGAAGAACCAUAUCCAUCGUGUGGGCCGGAUGAUUGCGUUGUUCACAUUAAAGCAACAGGUAUCUGUGGAUCUGAAAUACAUUUCUGGAAGAGCGGCAGAAUCGGUGACUGUUGCGUGACACACGAUAUCAUCCUAGGACAUGAAUCAAGUGGUCAGAUCUUAGAAGUGGGAUCAAACGUUCAGAACUUCCAAAUUGGCGAUAGGGUAUCGAUUGAACCUGGUGUGUCAUGUUGGGAAUGUGAUAUGUGCAUUCGAGGGAGAUAUAACCUUUGUCCAAAAGUAAAAUUCUCCGGUACACCACCAGCAGACGGCACGAUGAGACGAUUUGUAGCACAUCCUGCCAGAUUUCUUCACAAGAUACCCGACACUAUGUCCUUUGCCACCGCCGCCUUGAUCGAACCGUUGUCUGUCGCUUACAACGCUGUCCGCCGAGCAAAGCCAUACCUAGGCCAGCCCAUCUUGAUCUGCGGUGCUGGACCGAUCGGUCUGGCUAGCGCUCUCUGUGCUCGAGCAGCAGGUGCUUCUCCUAUCGUCAUUACAGACUUGGAGCAGAACCGAUUGGACCAAGUCCGGGCUAUGGGAUUCGACCGAACGCUGAAGAUAGAUCUCAGCUGGGAUAGGUUAACAACGGCGUCGAAGAUCCGUGAGGUUAUGGGUACAGACUGUCUUCCUCAAAUAGCCUUUGAAGCGACAGGUGCUGGGUCUAGUAUCAACUCGGCUUGCUACGCUCUCGAGGAUGGCGGUACUUUGCUUCAGAUAGGAUGUGGUAAACCUGAUAUCGAAAUCCCUCUCAUGUCCAUGGGUUUCAGGGAAGUGAACAUUGUUACCUCUUUCCGUUAUCAGCAAUCUUGGCCUGUCGUCAUUCGAUUAGUCGCAGAAGGUGUUCUUGGCGAUGUUGAUGCGCUCAUCACUCACACAUUCCCUGUUGAGAAGACCAUUGACGCUUUUGAGACUUGCGCAGAUAGGUCGAAACUCGCGAUCAAAGUUCAGAUCUUGGAUGAAUAG
Molecule: messenger RNA, 1152 nt
Organism: Kwoniella botswanensis
Lineage: Eukaryota; Fungi; Basidiomycota; Tremellomycetes; Tremellales; Cryptococcaceae
Product: chlorophyll synthesis pathway protein BchC
Exons: 8
Coding region: 1-1152 (383 amino acids)
Biological process (GO): D-sorbitol catabolic process
Molecular function (GO): zinc ion binding; L-iditol 2-dehydrogenase (NAD+) activity
Source: RefSeq, a predicted model, not a curated record